This is a messenger RNA of Sesamum indicum (sesame), 677 nucleotides long. NCBI's taxonomy places the organism in Eukaryota, Viridiplantae, Streptophyta, Magnoliopsida, Lamiales, Pedaliaceae. The record is from RefSeq and is a predicted model, not a curated record.
GGGAAGUAAUUCGUAGGAGAUGAGAAUGGGGUGUCAUUUGCGAUGUUUCGGGCAUUCACGAGCCCAGGGGCUAAGAGGGACCUCUGGCAUAGAGCACAUUAGAGGGGAUAUGUUUGUUGAAGUACCAAGAGGAGAUGCCAUCUUACUCAAGUUUAUUCUGCACAACUGGGAUGAUGAGAAAUGCAAUAAGUUGUUGAAGAACUGCUACGAGGCAUUGUCAGACAAGGAAAAGGCAAUGGUGAUGUCCUUCCAAAUAGCCUCCAAACUAGUGCUCAUGCAAAGUAUGCCUCUGCAUUGAACACAAUUAUGUUGACUAUGUUGGAAGGAAAGGAAAGGACAGAGGAUGAGUUCAAAGUCUUGUCAACAAAAGCUGAUUUGGUAGAGUUCAAAUUUGUUUGUUAUGUGUAUGGCAUUGGGUUGUGGGAGUUCAUUAAGUCAGUUUAAGCUCAUAAUAGUCGACAAUAUAUUUUCAGGGGGAAAUAAUAGUUUUAAUCUCAUAAGUCAGACUCAUGCCACUUUUGGUCCCAUUCAUUACGGGAUUAGCAUUUUUAUUACCAUAACUUAUAAAAAUUGACACUUUUGGUCUUCAUGCACUUCUCCAUUUAUAAUUUAACGAUGUAGGUCACGUGCCUAGCAUGUUGUCAUUAAGUAUUUUUUAUUAGAGGAAAAAUUUGACG